AUGUAUACCACGACGAUCCUCACCACGCUCCUUGCCACUCUAGCAGCAGCCUCGCCCUACCCACGUCAAACACCAGUCCAAACCAACUUUCUGCUUGUAGCGACCUCCCAAUGUCCAUCCACAUCCAACUCUUCCGCCCUAGCAGAUGUCUCAGCAACGUCCUUAUUCGACCCUUUCAACCAAAAGAACUACCUUCUCCGCCUCAUAGCACCAGGCUACGGCAGCCUCCCACGCUUCAACCUCACGAACGGUGAUUUGCAGUCUGUUGCUCCCGGAAUCGAGGGUGUAGGAGUAUAUGAGUACAAUUCGACUGGUGGUGUUGCCGAAGGAGAUGAGUUGAUGUUCUCGCCGAGUGCGGAGCCGGCGGGCAAUCUGGCCUUGAAGAAUGGGUAUCUGCUUACCGUUGAUGGCGAGGAGGAAGGUUGGACGAUCUGUGAUGGGCAGCUGGAGGAGAGUGUGAUCUACUGGAAAGGCAACGAUUCGAGUUGCGAGCUCACAUAUAUUCAUGCUGUGCAGGAUGCGCCGUACUAA
Molecule: messenger RNA, 531 nt
Organism: Recurvomyces mirabilis
Lineage: Eukaryota; Fungi; Ascomycota; Dothideomycetes; Mycosphaerellales; Teratosphaeriaceae
Exons: 2
Coding region: 1-531 (176 amino acids)
Source: RefSeq, a predicted model, not a curated record